CAGAAGUUAUAAAUAAACGCCAUCUGACGUGCGCGUCAGUAUUUUAGUUAUUUAUUUAGUUUUGGUGAUUUUGGUAAAGAGACGCUGUGCAGGAGAGGGUGUUGUAAUAACUGUUUUUAAGAAAAAACUUUGUGUGUUGUAUCGUGUCUCAAAAACUAGAAUAGAAAUGGCUUUGUUACUGCCCUUGUUAAACGAACCCCAAAGUCUCAUGUCUACCUUGUUAGGCGGCGACCAUUUGAGGUUAAAAUUGAGCGACGAUGAUUUCCUAAGCCCUCUGAUGCCAAAGAAGACGCGUAGGCAGAUAAUCAGCUCUCCUUAUCUGAGACAUCCAAACUACAAAGGGAAACAUUAUCUGAUUACAAAUGAUAACAAGAAUUUUCAUGUAAAUAUUGACGUUCAGCAGUUCUCUCCGGAAGAAAUUACUGUUAAAUGUAUCAAUAAUGAUACAAUUGUGGUGGAAUGCAAACAUGAAGAAAAGCCUGAUGAACAUGGUUACAUAUCCAGACACUUUGUAAGAAAAUACAAGGUCCCCAAAGGGCACGAUGUAGCGAAAUGUGUCUCUAAGUUGUCUUCGGAUGGAGUACUAACUAUAACUGCUCCCAAGGUGGAGAAAAAGGAAAAUGCCGAGAUUGAAAUACCAAUUACUUUUACAAACCAACCAUCCAGGGUUCAGGAUUCUACUCAAGAAGUGGCCGAAGAGGAGAAAACCAAGAAGCAGAAAUCAUGAGCAGGCAUUUUUUCGAGUUUUUAGCAUUUACUUAAGUUGUCAUUCCACUAACGUUUCAUUUUUCUUAGUUUGUCUUCAUGUGUUUAAAAGACUGAUGCAUUCAGUUUUCUGUAUUUAACCUGUUUGCUUUUGUAUUUGUAUUUUUUCAAUAAAAUGUUUUCAACGAA
Molecule: messenger RNA, 894 nt
Organism: Anoplophora glabripennis (Asian longhorned beetle)
Lineage: Eukaryota; Metazoa; Arthropoda; Insecta; Coleoptera; Cerambycidae
Product: alpha-crystallin B chain-like
Exons: 1
Coding region: 167-727 (186 amino acids)
Biological process (GO): response to heat; protein refolding
Molecular function (GO): protein folding chaperone
Source: RefSeq, a predicted model, not a curated record